UAUGCUGUAUGCAAGUUUUGCAAUAAGUGUUUAUUUUUAUCCGAGAAAAUUACACUUACUUACUUUUUUCUUCUGAGCUAUUUAUAAUAAUGAUUGAGGAGGACAACAAAACGCUCUGGUGUGGCAAUUUAGCUGAACAAGUGACUGAAGAGCUUUUGUACGAGCUCUUUUUACAGGCAGGUCCACUAGAAAAAGUAAGAAUUCCAAGAGAUCGAGAUGGGCGCCAAAAAAACUUUGCGUUUAUAACAUUUUGCCAUGAAGUAUCAGUACCUUACGCUAUAGGCCUUUUCCGUGGUACAUCUCUAUUCCACAGAGCCUUGAGUUUGGAUACAAGAGGUAGAGUGACGAGGCUUCCUCCUCCUAUACGAAGUGGCACAGAUGCUAUGCCAAUUUCUGACUUUAAUGGCCAAGCAAACAUUGCAAAACAGUUUGCUGAUAUGACUGAAAGACUAUGGGAGGAGAACCCUAGGCCUAGCCAUAUGCCAACACAGAGGCCAGAGAGAAAUGAUAAGCUAGUGAUGGCCAGUCUACAAGGUAACUGGUCACACAGGCAUCAUCCGUACAAACCCAAGGAUAAUAAGGCUCAUAAUCAGAGUGAAUAUAGACAUAAAGAUGACAAGUUUAAAAGGGAAACUAGGAACAAACGUAACUCGUGGAGGGAUAGGAGGGGCUAUGGGAAUCGUAGACGAGAUUGAUCUAACUUUAAAAGUAAAUGGAAGUGGAUAUAAGAAAUGUGCAAGGAAGAUAAAUGAUCAGCUAGUAAAUAUCAAGGACAUGAUAAGAUCUGAUUGCUAGUGUCUACUGAGUACUGUGUGUGGAUAAUAUGCAAAAAAAAAGUUUCCUACUGGUAUAUUUUGUCCUAAUUCAUCUUGGCAUAUUUCUGGUGGUACAAUAUCCACAAUUUAAGCACUAAAUACAGAAAAUGGGGUAACAUUAUGCAGCAACGGACUUGAAAUAGAAUUUCUAAAUAGUUUUUUUAAUGUAACAUAUAACACAGAAAACUGCAGUGGUAUUUCGAUCCAAUAGCUCACUUUUUAAGAGUUCUGCUCCCUACUUGGAAUCUAUUAUGUUUAAUGCUCCAGUUUUUAUUGUUAAAACAUCUAAUGGACAAGGAGUUUCUUUUGCGCCCAAAGAUUUCCUUUUAUGUUAUAUGAAGUUUUUAUCAUGAGGUUUAGUUUAAGCUAGACUAAUUUGCAUGAUGCAAGGCUACACGUCAAAGACUUGAGUGAUACUCUAUUGAUUGGUUGGGUGCCAGAUAGUCUGAAAUACUUUCAGGAGAAUAUGUUAUCAUCAUCAUCAUCAUCAACCCAUUGCCAGACCACUACUGAGUACCAUUUGUUCAUCAGUCAACAUUUCUUUUCGCUUCAUGCGCUGUAGGAAAGUAUAUUAAAUAAACAAGCGC
Maniola jurtina (meadow brown) is the source of this 1402-nucleotide messenger RNA. Its product is annotated as RNA-binding protein 7. Gene Ontology annotation, biological process: regulation of alternative mRNA splicing, via spliceosome. Bases 90 to 695 code for a protein of 201 amino acids. The record is from RefSeq and is a predicted model, not a curated record. NCBI's taxonomy places the organism in Eukaryota, Metazoa, Arthropoda, Insecta, Lepidoptera, Nymphalidae. The transcript is spliced from 2 exons. Gene Ontology annotation, molecular function: single-stranded RNA binding. Gene Ontology annotation, cellular component: nucleus.